UGACUUUUGGUUUCCGGGAUGCACUUUCUACACAUUGUUCUUCUAUCUUGCUUUGAAUAACUAAACUAUUCUGAUUAUAAUUGAAUAUCUAAAAUAAUCUCAUUUCAUUUCUGUCUGAUGUAGAUUUGUUUUGUAUGUUUUUGAACCUUUUUGUUAAAGUGAAUAAAUAAAACCAAUAAGUGAAAGUGCGGUUGGGUUUCUAUCACAUGUCCUUCAGGAAGAAGCGUCUCGUUAGAAACAGAAUCUCCGAGAGAAUCUGAAUCAUGACGGCGCAGGUGACGGAGUCCGACCAGAUCAAACAGUUUAAGGAGUUUUUGGGGACUUACAACAAGGUGACGGAGAACUGUUUCAUGGACUGCGUCAGAGACUUCACCACAAGGGAGGUGAAGCCAGAGGAGUCAAGCUGCUCAGAGUCCUGCCUGCAGAAGUACCUGAAGAUGACUCAGAGGAUCUCCAUGCGCUUCCAGGAGUACCACAUCCAGCAGAACGAGGCCCUGGCUGCUAAAGCCGGGCUGCUGCCAGGAACCAGACUCUGAUCCAGGUCCUGUCCUAGCACACAGGAGAGACCUCCUCAUCUGAGGCCUGGCUGCCAGCUGUUCUGUCCCAGAGCAUCAUGGGAGAUGUAGUGUUUAACAGAUUUCUUUAACUACUGUUUCAUUUUUCGUAUUUAUGUUGAAAUAUUUUGUAUUAAAUGUCAUGAACCUGUUUUCGUGUCUGGAAAUAAAAAAUAGUAAUUUAA
Eleginops maclovinus (Patagonian blennie) is the source of this 739-nucleotide messenger RNA. RefSeq names its product translocase of inner mitochondrial membrane 9 homolog (gene timm9). The transcript is spliced from 4 exons. The record is from RefSeq and is a predicted model, not a curated record. Lineage: Eukaryota; Metazoa; Chordata; Actinopteri; Perciformes; Eleginopidae. The coding region runs from base 264 to 536 and encodes 90 amino acids.